Messenger RNA from Boleophthalmus pectinirostris (great blue-spotted mudskipper), 2498 nucleotides. RefSeq names its product cadherin-12-like. The record is from RefSeq and is a predicted model, not a curated record. Gene Ontology annotation, cellular component: plasma membrane; adherens junction; catenin complex. Gene Ontology annotation, molecular function: cadherin binding; calcium ion binding. Gene Ontology annotation, biological process: cell-cell junction assembly; homophilic cell-cell adhesion; calcium-dependent cell-cell adhesion. Lineage: Eukaryota; Metazoa; Chordata; Actinopteri; Gobiiformes; Gobiidae.
AUGCUAACAAGGAACUGCCUGCUACUGUUCCUCUGGAUUCUGUCCCACGAGAUCUCCAGUUUGCGGCUGCCCACCACCCCACUGUCGAACCGGGUCAGGGGGGGACCGGCCAAGCCCAGGACCCCGGCCAAGAAUGGGGUGUCGGGGGCCAUGCAGCGGGUCAAGCGUGGGUGGGUCUGGAACCAGUUCUUCGUGUUGGAGGAGUACAUGGGGUCCGAUCCACAGUACGUCGGCAAGCUGCACACAGACCUGGACAAAGGCGACAGCGCGGUGAAGUACACUCUGUCUGGAGAAGGCGCCGGUUCCAUCUUCACCAUAGACCAGACCACGGGCGACAUCCACGCUCUGCGCAGCCUGGACCGCGAGGAGAGGCCCUACUACACCCUCCGAGCUCAGGCCGUGGACCUCAACACCAACCGGCCCCUGGAGCCCGAGUCCGAGUUCGUCAUCAAAGUCCAGGAUAUCAACGACAAUGAGCCCAAGUUCCUGGAGGGGCCCUACACCGCCACCGUGCCGGAGAUGUCGCCAGUGGGGACGUACGUAACCCAGGUAACGGCCACGGACGCAGACGACCCCACCUACGGCAACAGCGCGCGGGUGGUGUACAGCAUCCUGCACGGACAGCCGUACUUCUCUGUGGAGGCCAAGACAGGCAUCAUAAAGACGGCGCUACCGAACAUGGACCGCGAGGUGAAGGAGGAGUACCAGGUCCUGAUCCAGGCCAAAGACAUGGGGGGGCAGCUGGGGGGGCUCGCAGGGACCACGACGGUGAACAUCACGCUCAGCGACGUCAACGACAACCCGCCACGGUUCUCCAAAAGUUUCUUCCACCUGCGCGUGCCUGAGUCCUCGGCGGUGGGCUCAGCGGUCGGCAGAAUCAAAGCCCACGACCUGGACAUCGGGAGGAACGCGGAGGUGGAGUACACCAUCGUCCCCGGAGACGGAGGAGCCAUGUUUGAUAUCACCACCAACGAACACAACCAGGAGGGAAUCAUCAUCCUCAAGAAGCCGCUGGACUAUGAGACGAAGAAGGCGUACACUUUUAAAGUGGAUGCCACAAACGCUCACCUGGACCCUCGUUUCCAGAGCCACGGCACGUUCAAAGACACGGCCACGGUCAAGAUCAACGUGCUGGACGUGGACGAGCCCCCGGUGUUCAACAAGCCCCAGUACGUGAUGGAAGUGUACGAGGACACGCCAGCGGGGACCAUCAUCGGAGCAGUGACAGCGCAGGACCUGGACGCAGGCAGCAGCCCUGUCAGGUAUUCGAUCGACUGGAAGAGCGACUUGGACAGCUACUUUGACAUUGAUCCGGUGGAGGGGACCAUUUCCACCAACGAACCUCUGGACAGAGAGAACAUCGCGCAGCACAACAUCUCCGUAGUGGCGACAAAACUCAACAGCCCGGUGCUGACCAGCAGAGUGGCCGUGACCGUCCACGUCCUCGACAUCAACGAGUUUCCCCCGGAGCUCGCCAGCCCCUUCGAGACGUUUGUGUGCGAGAACGCCAAACAAGGCCAGGUGAUCCAAAUGUUCAGUGCUAAAGACCAGGAUCUCCCUUCAGCAGGACAGCAGUUCUCCUUCAAAGCCGUGAAAGAAGACGGAAAGAACAAGAACUUCACCGUACGAGAUUUUGGAAAUAACACAGCUGGUAUCGUGACUAAGCGCGGCGGGUUCAGGCGGCGGUUGCAGGAGCUGUACGUGCUGCCCGUAGUGAUCGAGGACAACGGGUACCCGCCUAAAAGCAGCACGGGCACCCUGAGUAUCCGAGUGUGUGGGUGUGGCUCGGACGGGUCGGUGCUCAGCUGUAGCGCAGAGGCCAUCUUCCUCCCUGUGGGUCUGAGCACCGGAGCCCUCAUCGCCAUCCUCCUCUGCAUCGUCAUACUGCUAGUGAUCGUGGUGCUGUACGUGGGACUCCGACGGCAGAAGAAGAAGGAAACGCUGAUGUCGUCAAAGGAGGACAUCCGCGACAACGUGAUCCACUACGACGACGAGGGCGGCGGCGAGGAGGACACGCACGCCUUCGACAUGGGGACGCUACGCAACCCCAAAGCCGUCAACGAAAACAUGCUCCGCCGCGACGUCAAACCCGAACUCAAGCUCAAAAACCAGCGGGCCCCCGUGUCUCAAGAAAGCGCAGAUAUCCGAGAUUUCAUUACCCAGCGAUUGAAAGACCACGACACGGAUAAUUCUGCUCCUCCCUAUGACUCUUUGGCCACUUAUGCAUACGAAGGCGAAGGGUCAGUGGCGGAUUCGCUGAGUUCUAUUGAAACUCACGUGGUAGAGCCGGAGGAGGACUACGAAUACCUCAGCGAAUGGGGUCCCCGCUUUAAGACGCUAGCCGGGAUUUUCGGGGAACAUUCGGAAACUCAAUCGGACUCGACCACGACGGAAAACACGCAUUGACGUUUUAUUCCACAGUUUUUUCACGACGUUUUUGUGUAUCGUUUUCGUCACUAUUUCUGUGCACUGUUUUAGUCAUGCUUUGUCCCAGAAUU